Sclerotinia sclerotiorum 1980 UF-70 is the source of this 417-nucleotide messenger RNA. RefSeq lists its product as hypothetical. The transcript has 4 exons. The record is from RefSeq and is a predicted model, not a curated record. NCBI's taxonomy places the organism in Eukaryota, Fungi, Ascomycota, Leotiomycetes, Helotiales, Sclerotiniaceae. The coding region runs from base 1 to 417 and encodes 138 amino acids.
AUGAAAUACCAAUCCCCCGCUAAAUCCGACUCACCCACAUCCUCCCAAAAAACCAAAAAGAUGUCUUCCCUCCCAUUCACCUACCACGCCAACGCCCAAACCGAAUUCAAACCCCCUCUCAUCGCCAACGAGAACGCCUUCCUUGGUGAUGUCGCCGUAUCUACCGACGAAGCCGCACCACUCUCAGCCGGUUUCUACAGAUUAGAAAAAGGCACCCCGUUGAUCUACGAGUACACGUACCACGAGAUGAAGAUCAUUGUUGAUGGAGAAUUUGAUAUUAGCGAUGAGACUGGACAAAAGGUUCAUGCUACUAAGGGUGAUGUGUUUUACUUUCCUAAGGGAAGCAAAAUUACUUUUACGACUGAGACUUUUGGUUUGGGUUUCUUCGUAGGUCAGAGAAAGACUGGUACCGCAUAG